Molecule: messenger RNA, 1050 nt
Organism: Fomitopsis serialis
Lineage: Eukaryota; Fungi; Basidiomycota; Agaricomycetes; Polyporales; Fomitopsidaceae
Exons: 3
Coding region: 1-1050 (349 amino acids)
Source: RefSeq, a predicted model, not a curated record
AUGGCUCUGGAAAAUGACUUCAGCUCGAACCGGCACGCCUCCGCUCUUCAGGAAUUCGAGGUCCCCGUCCGGCAUCCCGAGCUGUGUUUUGAUGACGCAAAUCUCGCAGUCGUCACAGGUCGUCAAUACUUCCUUGUACACCAGGGCCUACUCUGCUAUCACUCCACUGUUUUGAGAGGCCAGGUGGAAGCGCUCCAACUGGGACACGCUCUUGCGCUGGAAGGCCGGCCAGUACUAGCCUUGCAGGAUACGCCAGAGGAUAUGAUGUACUUUUUGAAAGCUCUAUACGGGUGUGCUUUCGGCCUGGAGAGCAAGGAGUUCACUGUCAUAUCGGCGUUGCUUCGUAUGUCGACGAAGUAUGGCGUGGACGACCUGCGCAAAGAGGUCAUGCGUAUCCUGUUGCUAUCCUGGCCGACCACUCUUGCCUUAUGGGAGCUCCGUGAGAAGAAGGUCACAAAUAUCCACGGCAUCUACGCUCCGCGAACCGGAUUGCCACAUCCGCUCUCGAUCAUCAACUUGGCCCGCGAAGUCAACGCCCCAGAAUUGCUACCAUCCGCUUUCUACGACCUUUCCCGGUAUUUGCCGAGUCAACUUGUGCUCAACCAUAUGAACGGAGUCGACGGAACCGGUGCUCAAAUCUCGUACGAGGAUCUGCUCAAAGUGCUCCGGGGGAAAGAACAAGCAACUCGUUUCUUUUCGACUUUCAUCGUCGACGAACUGGAAGGUCGAGAUCCCAGCGACGCCUGCAUUCGGAAGCGCAACAUCGUCACACAGCGCGCAUGUCAAGUGGCAUUCGAAGCCGUCAAUUUCGAACUGAUCCGCGACGUCAAUGGCAUGGUGUGCAAUCGUAACUCCGACCCUCUGUUCGCCACCGCAGAAAGCCUUGCUAUGCAGACGAGGGAAGACGUUCCCGGAGAGGAGAACAGGGCGGUAUACAGGGCGUGCGAAGUCUGCCGUCUGGAGUAUAGCUCUGUCGUCGACGCGGUACGAGAGGACUUCUGGCGGCGGAUCCCGGAAUGGUUCGAACUGGAGGUGGGAAACUGGGGCUAA